Molecule: messenger RNA, 296 nt
Organism: Drosophila hydei
Lineage: Eukaryota; Metazoa; Arthropoda; Insecta; Diptera; Drosophilidae
Product: cecropin-1/3
Exons: 2
Coding region: 95-286 (63 amino acids)
Biological process (GO): defense response to Gram-negative bacterium; antibacterial humoral response; defense response to Gram-positive bacterium
Cellular component (GO): extracellular region
Source: RefSeq, a predicted model, not a curated record
CAAUGCAUCAGUCGCUUAGCAUCAGCAGCUACAGCUACAAGUCAACUCUUAACGCUUCAAUUCCAAGGAAUAUUUCUAAAUACCCUCACACAACAUGAACUUUUACAAGAUCUUCAUCUUUGUCGCCCUCAUCCUGGCCAUCAGCAUGGGUCAAUCCGAGGCGGGUUGGCUGAAGAAGAUUGGCAAGAAGAUUGAACGCAUUGGCCAGCACACUCGAGAUGCCACCAUCCAGGGCUUGGGCAUUGCUCAGCAGGCAGCAAACGUUGCUGCCACAGCCAGAGGCUAAACAUGCGCCG